AUGAGCCGUGAGUGUAUCUCCAUCCACGUGGGGCAAGCCGGGGUGCAGAUCGGCAAUGCCUGUUGGGAACUGUACUGUCUGGAGCACGGGAUCCAACCCGACGGGCAGAUGCCCUCGAGCGCCACCCUGGGGGGACGAGAGGACUCCUUCAGCACGUUCUUCAGCGAGACGGGAGCGGGGAAGCACGUGCCUCGGGCCAUCUUCGUGGACUUAGAGUCCACCGUCGUGGACGAAGUCCGGACGGGUACCUACCGCCAGCUCUUCCAUCCCGAGCAGCUCAUGACGGGAAAGGAGGACGCGGCAAAUAACUACGCCAGGGGGCAUUACACCGUCGGCAAGGAGAUCGUGGAUCCCGUGCUCGACCGGAUCCGGAAGUUGGCUGACCAGUGCACCGGUCUCCAGGGUUUCCUCAUCUUCCGAUCCUUUGGGGGUGGUACCGGGUCCGGGUUCGCUUCUCUCCUCAUGGAGCGCCUCUCCCUUGACUACGGAAAGAAAUCAAAAUUGGAAUUUUCCAUCUACCCUGCUCCCCAGGUAUCCACGGCCGUCGUGGAACCGUACAAUUCCAUACUGACGACACACACGACACUAGAGCACUCGGACUGUGCCUUCAUGGUGGACAACGAGGCCAUCUACGACAUCUGCCGGCGGAACCUGGACAUCGAGCGACCGAGCUACGCCAACCUGAACCGACUGAUCGCCCAGGUCGUGUCCAGCAUCACCGCUUCCCUCCGCUUCGACGGGGCCCUGAACGUGGACCUCACGGAGUUCCAGACCAACUUGGUCCCGUAUCCCCGAAUCCACUUCCCCUUGGCCACAUACGCCCCCAUCAUUUCGGCGGCGAAGGCCUACCACGAACAGCUCUCCGUCUCCGAAAUCACCAAUGCCUGCUUUGAGCCGGCCAAUCAGAUGGUGAAGUGUGACCCCCGACACGGAAAGUACAUGGCAUGCUGCAUGCUCUACCGAGGCGACGUGGUCCCGAAGGACGUGAACGCAGCCAUAGCAGCCAUCAAGACCAAACGAACGAUCCAGUUCGUGGACUGGUGCCCGACCGGAUUCAAGGUGGGCAUCAACUACCAGCCCCCGACCGUCGUCCCCGGCGGGGACCUGGCCAAGGUGCACCGGGCAGUGUGCAUGCUGAGCAACACGACCGCCAUCGCUGAGGCCUGGGCGAGACUGGAUCACAAGUUCGAUCUCAUGUACGCCAAGAGAGCUUUCGUCCAUUGGUACGUGGGGGAGGGGAUGGAGGAGGGAGAGUUCUCGGAGGCUCGGGAAGACCUCGCCGCCCUGGAGAAGGACUACGAAGAGGUUGGCGUGGACUCCAAUCAAGAAGGCGAAGAGGCUCUGGAGGAGUACUAAGGGCGGUGCGCUUCGGUGGUCUCCGGCCUGUUUAUCUCUUGUUAUUUAUGCUGCGAUUGUUUAUUUUAGGCUCGUAUUGGACUUUAUUCACACUCCCCCCCCCUUGAUAGGUUCGUUUGUCAUUUUCCUUUCUAAGAAUGAAGCCUCGUGACAAUAGCAAA
Molecule: messenger RNA, 1517 nt
Organism: Darwinula stevensoni
Lineage: Eukaryota; Metazoa; Arthropoda; Ostracoda; Podocopida; Darwinulidae
Source: the annotation of a GenBank genome assembly